AUGUCGAGCUCGUCGUCUUUCUCGGGCAUGUCGUUUAGGCAGACAAUGGCGCUCACCGCUGUUGUCGCCUCGCUGGCCACCACGACCGCCAUCCUCAGCUACCAGGCUAUCCGCCGUGAAGCGGCGACUGAGCGCCUGAAGCGUCAGGUCGGCAAGGAUGUUGACGAGUGGGAGCGCGAGCACGCGGGCGACAGCGGAAGCUCGUCCCCUGCCCAGGACGCCGAGUCGUGGAGCGUUGGCGAGAAGAAGCCCCGCGAGUUCGCCAAGGGCCAGUUUGACGAGUCGCUCAUUCGCGAGCAGCUCACCCGCAACUACAACUUCCUGGGAGAGGAGGCGAUGGCCAAGGUCCGCGGCGCACAUGUCGUUGUCGUCGGCUGUGGUGGUGUGGGCUCGUGGUGUGCUCUCAUGCUCCUGAGGUCCGGCGUGGCCAAGCUCACCCUCAUCGACUUUGACCUCACCACCCUGUCGAGUCUGAACCGUCACGCCUGCGCUACCCUUGAGGAUGUCGGCACCCCCAAGGUCAUUGCUAUGCAGAAGUACUUCCGCAAGGUUGCUCCUUGGGCUGAGGUCGACGCCAAGGUUGCGCUCUGGCGCAAGGGCGAGGGCGAGCCAUGGCUCGAGGGCGCCGACUAUGUCGUUGACGCCAUCGACAACAUUGACACCAAGAUCGAGCUCCUUACCCACUGCUACAAGAACAACAUCAAGGUGUUUGCCAGCAUGGGCGCUGGUGCCAAGGAUGACCCUACUCGCAUUCAGAUCUCCGACGUCUCCAUGACCUACGAGGACCCACUGGCUCGCUCAGUUCGUACCAAGCUGAGGAAGAAUGGCAUCACUGGUGGCAUCCCUGUUGUUUAUUCGACCGAGGUUCCUGGUGAGGUCAAGCUCAUGCCUCUGCCCGAGGACGAGUUCAAAAAGGGCUCCGUCAAGGAGCUUGGUGCGUUUGACGAUUUCCGUGUGCGCAUUUUGCCUGUCCUCGGCCCUCUGCCCGCCAUCUUUGGCCUGCACGCUGCCACCUACAUUGUCCUCGACCUCGCCGGCAAGCCCCUCGACCCUUGUCCUAUUCGUCACCGCAAGAAGCUCUACCAGAGCCUCGACCGUGACAUUGGUGUUCGCGAGGCGCGCGCAUUCGGUACCACGGGCCAGCCCGAGACCAGCCCCAUCGGCGUCGACGACUUUGCGUGGAUCUUCGAGGAUGUUCACGGCGGACGCACCACGCUCCCCAACGAGGUGGUUGUCCACAAGCCCAUCGCUAUCCGCUGGGACCGGUCACUGCCCUGUACCUCGGACAACCUUGUUAUCCUCACAUCAAAGGACGCAGACAAGCACGAGAAGGAGCACCUGAUCGGUGGCAAGGACCUCGUCGAGCUGUGGGGCCAGGACGCUGUCGACAUUGCGGCCCGCCGCAACGCCGAGGCGAGGCGGUACGUCAUCUACCGCAGGGGAUAG
Molecule: messenger RNA, 1446 nt
Organism: Apiotrichum porosum
Lineage: Eukaryota; Fungi; Basidiomycota; Tremellomycetes; Trichosporonales; Trichosporonaceae
Exons: 3
Coding region: 1-1446 (481 amino acids)
Biological process (GO): cyclic threonylcarbamoyladenosine biosynthetic process
Cellular component (GO): mitochondrial outer membrane
Molecular function (GO): tRNA threonylcarbamoyladenosine dehydratase activity; ubiquitin-like modifier activating enzyme activity
Source: RefSeq, a predicted model, not a curated record